Messenger RNA from Arctia plantaginis, 444 nucleotides. Lineage: Eukaryota; Metazoa; Arthropoda; Insecta; Lepidoptera; Erebidae. The record is from the annotation of a GenBank genome assembly.
AUGGCUGAGGUCGAUGAAACUCUUAAGAAAAAACGUACCUUCAGGAAGUUUACCUUCCGUGGAGUUGAUCUCGAUCAACUACUGGAUAUGCCCAAUGAACAGCUCAUGGAACUUAUGCACUCACGCGCUCGUAGGCGGUUUGCCCGCGGCUUAAAGCGCAAGCCGAUGGCUCUGGUUAAGAAACUCCGACGCGCAAAGAAAGAAGCACCUCCAAAUGAGAAACCUGAGAUUGUAAAGACUCACUUAAGAAACAUGAUCAUUGUUCCCGAAAUGGUUGGCUCCAUCGUUGGUAUUUACAAUGGAAAGACUUUUAACCAGGUUGAAAUCAAGCCUGAGAUGAUUGGACAUUACCUUGGCGAGUUUUCAGUUACGUACAAGCCUGUGAAGCAUGGUAGGCCUGGUAUCGGUGCCACCCACAGUUCCAGGUUCAUCCCACUCAAGUAG